AUUGCAAUUUCACUGCUGGUAUCGUGGCAAUUGCCCCACCGCACCAUGUCGGCCGCCGAAACCGCCGUUUCGCCGCCGCAGUCGCAGCCGCUACCGGAUCCACCGGAUGCCGCCGACGCCGCCCAUUCCAACUCCCACUCCACGGCCGAUGAGACGCAAACCCCAAACGAGGCCCAGGCACAGCCCCAAUCGCACUACCCGGCUCCGCCUCCUUCGGGGGAGGACGACGACGGGGCGGCUACCUCCGGCGCGUUCGCUGUAGGGGACGCCGCGGCGGCGGCGGUGGCGAACGAGACGAUGGAUGAGCGGGUGAGGGGGCCGUGGUCUCCGGAGGAGGACGCUGUUCUGAGCAGCCUGGUGGAGAAGCUCGGAGCCCGGAACUGGACGCUGAUCGCACGCGGCAUCCCGGGGCGCUCCGGCAAGUCCUGCCGCCUUCGCUGGUGCAACCAGCUCGAUCCCCAAGUCAAGCGCAAGCCCUUCACUGAAGAGGAGGACCGCAUUAUAAUGGCUGCUCAUGCUGUCCAUGGGAAUAAGUGGGCGUCUAUCGCAAAGCUUUUAGUUGGGAGAACCGACAAUGCAAUCAAGAACCACUGGAAUUCCACCCUGAGGCGUCGAUACCGCAACGGUGGCAGAUGCACACAUGGUGCUGCUGUGGAGCAAAGUAUCCCAGAGGUGUCCAGGGCAGUUUCUGAAGAACCUUGGCCUUUAGGGGAUCUUAAUUCCUUCAAUGCUAUGGAUGUGAGGGAUGAACCUAUGCAAACACUACCACAAAGUUCUACUGGGGCAUGGUACGUUGGAGAUCAGAAUUAUAGUACUGAAGUUGUUGAUCCACCUUACCUGACCCGACCAGCUGCAAAGAUUGGUGCUUUCAGACCAUACAAUCUAGGACAUGCAGAAUCAACCCAACAGGAAACGCCAAGCUCUGUCUUCAAGUUCGACUCAACCCUUAAAGCUUUGAAUCCUGAAAAUGAGGUAUUCAAGUUUGUUGAUCCUGCGUGCUUUGCUGCUGAGGUGCCAAACAAAUGUGGACACUGUUGCUGCAGUGCUCAGGAGCUGCCUCAUAAUAACUCAUUGCUGGGUCCUGAAUUCAAUGAAUUUGAAGAUCAUCCACCAGUUUUAAAUAGUAGCUUUGCUUCAUUAGUAUCAGAAAUUAGCAGCAUUGCCUGGAUGAGAAGUGGUAUGCAAAGCAGCGAUACUAGUAGCUUAUUGCGGUCGUUUCCACCAGCCUGACAAAGUAGGAAUUAUGUGGACUAACAUGUUGGUAUAUUUUACAGUUGUUCACUAUAUUCAGACAUAAUGAGGUCAAGUCAUUGAUUAUAAUCCUGAGUUUCACCAUCAAUAGAUGGCAAUGUGUUUGCUUUUA
This is a messenger RNA of Phragmites australis (common reed), 1363 nucleotides long. RefSeq names its product transcription factor MYB25-like. The coding region runs from base 46 to 1230 and encodes 394 amino acids. Lineage: Eukaryota; Viridiplantae; Streptophyta; Magnoliopsida; Poales; Poaceae. Gene Ontology annotation, cellular component: nucleus. Gene Ontology annotation, biological process: regulation of DNA-templated transcription. The transcript is spliced from 2 exons. The record is from RefSeq and is a predicted model, not a curated record. Gene Ontology annotation, molecular function: RNA polymerase II cis-regulatory region sequence-specific DNA binding; DNA-binding transcription factor activity, RNA polymerase II-specific.